Molecule: messenger RNA, 930 nt
Organism: Penicillium malachiteum
Lineage: Eukaryota; Fungi; Ascomycota; Eurotiomycetes; Eurotiales; Aspergillaceae
Product: DUF3431 domain-containing protein
Exons: 3
Coding region: 1-930 (309 amino acids)
Source: RefSeq, a predicted model, not a curated record
AUGAAAAGUGGACUUCGGGUUUUACUAUGCAUCGGAUGCGUCCUAUUCUUCGCCCUCUAUUUGUUGGAGGCCCAUAUACAGGAUAUCUGUAACCAGUAUCGUGCUGGCUCAUUCGUGUGGACAUGGAUAGAUCGCCACAUCCCAGGGUCACGCCCACCGCCACCACCAUAUAUUGGUAUACCUGGUGAUAAAGUGAUCGUCAUGGCGAAGUUAGAAGAGGAGUACACCAACUGGGUAGAAGAAGAACUUCCCGACUGGCAACGAGCUAUCUACAUCGUCAACCCAACUGCAGAAAGUCGCAUGAACGAAUCAAUUCUGACAACACCAAUGAACAAAGGUCAUGAAGCAAUGGCAUAUCUCACAUACGUGAUAGAUCACUAUGACAUUCUUCCAUCAACAAUUGCUUUCUUACACGCCCACCGCUCAGGAUUCUUUAUGGCCUGGCACGUCGACGCCCCGUUACACGAUAACGUUAUCGCCAUGCGUAACCUCCAGGUACCAUUCGUCAAACAAAACGGCUACGUCAACCUACGCUGCAAUUGGAACCCCGGGUGCAAGACCGAUAGUCGUGUUAACAGCCAUGUCACCGAGGAAAUCUGGUACGAUUUGUUCGAAGGAACUAGCACACCACCAUUGAAUAUGUCCUCAUCGGUUGAAAUCGAGGAACCUGGAAAGCGGUAUGCGCGAAAACCGACGCAGAUUGCCGCGGCUUGUUGUGCGCAGUUUGCUUGCGCAUGCGGCCGAAAAGAGGACUACCUCAAGAUUCGGCAGUGGCUUAUUGAUACUGACUUGACGGAUGCGAAAUCUGGUCGAGUGAUGGAGUAUCUGUGGCAUGUUAUCUUUGGGGCGAAUUCGGUUUAUUGUCCUGAUGAACAGCUUUGUUAUUGUCAGGUUUAUGGACAGUGUGGCGAGCCGGACUUUUCAUACUAG